Mustela erminea (ermine) is the source of this 1299-nucleotide messenger RNA. It is a transcript of the gene HUS1B, whose product is annotated as HUS1 checkpoint clamp component B. Gene Ontology annotation, biological process: mitotic DNA replication checkpoint signaling; nucleotide-excision repair; double-strand break repair via homologous recombination. Gene Ontology annotation, cellular component: checkpoint clamp complex; site of double-strand break; nucleolus. The record is from RefSeq and is a predicted model, not a curated record. NCBI's taxonomy places the organism in Eukaryota, Metazoa, Chordata, Mammalia, Carnivora, Mustelidae.
UGAGCUGAAACCAAGAAUUGGGUGCUUAUCUGACUGAGCCACCUAGGCGCCCCCUGAUGAAGACAGAAUGUAUGCACCAACAAGGUGGAAAGUGGUUCUAGGAGUGAUGAUUUAAAUUUUCUUAUAGUUUAGAAAGAAUAUUUAGACAUUUUUGUGGUAGGGUGCCUAUCCUAUUAAUAAUCAGAGUGGAAACAGUGAAACUCUUUUUACGGGAGGAGGUGGAGGGAAGAAGAUGGGAACAGAGGCCUUGGUUUUCGGGCCCAAAGUCUGCCAUGCCUUGUGGCCCUCUGUGGAACCUGAGUGUUGGCUGUGCUGGGACCUACCACACUUGAGGUCCCCUCCUACCAAACUCUGGAUGCAGUUAGUCUUCAUGGCAUCAUGAAGUUUUGUGCCAACAUCACUGGUGAGGACUUUUGAGAGCUCUUUAUUUAUAUCAGUGGCACCCUUCCAAAGCUGGUGGGAGUCUGUGUGCUAUGUGCUUUAGGCCUGAUGACCUCAGUCAUCUGUGAUGCCAGAAUGUGGUGUGAAGUGAGGUGGGGAGACUUCCACCUUUGCGUGGAAGAUGUUUUAGAAGUGUUGAAGGAGAUUUAUUUAGAGCUAACAUCUGAGCAUUUGUUCAGAACAGUGAGAAGGGUGCCUUUUACCUUGAAGCCCCAGUUGACCAACAAGUGGCAUCCUCACUGUGUCUGGAGUUGCCAUUUCCCACAGGUUGGGCUCCUGUGGUGGUACUUGAUCCAUCUGAUGGGCCUCCUGUGUUGUGUUUAUCUUCUGGCUUUGAAGACUCUGAAGAGCAGUGUAGAAAGGAUAGCAAACUUGGGUGAAGUGCUGGUUGAAACAAAUCUAAAUGGCGAAAUGAACUUCAGUGUAGAAACUGAUGUCGUGUCUAUUAAAAGUUAUUUUAACAAUCUUGGAAAUCCUCCAAAGUGUGCUCAGGAUAUGUCUCAAGACGGAAGCCUGGAGAACAUGGUGGGAGUGCUAGUAGAGAGUGGGAAGCUUCUGCAGUUUUUCGAGGGACAGCAAAUAAAUCCUGUAACAGCCUUAUGCAAUGUUUUGAGCAAUACUAUUCUUCAUCUUGUUUUGGUUCAUGAAGAUGUCUCUCUUCAGUAUUUCAUUCCUGUCUUAUAAAAAUUCAAGCAGCCUGUAUUUUUUUUUUAAGCUUAUGAUCUUUUCAAAACUGAAACAGACCCUGAGUUAAUUGGCUUGCAAGUCUGCACCCUCACUGGCCUAUGAGAAUGUACAUUUUGCUGAGCUCUUGUUCCUUUGCAAAGCUUUUAUUAAAAAAAAUCAUUGGUGAAAGAA